CGGAUCCGCCAGCUAAUUUCACUGCCUUGUCCUUAACCUUCGAUUCCUCGUGUCCUUUUCCCAAAACACCUCCGCGUGAUGGAUUAGGUUUUCCUUUUUAUCGGUGUCCUUCGUUUCUUUGCAAAGUAUCUCUAUUCGCUGGGCUCGUUUGCGGCCCUCCCACUAAAGCCGCUACUUCUCCUUCACGAUGCCGAAAAACCGCCCUGCCACGUCGGGCUACGCUCGCCUCGCCCAGGAGGAGGAACGCGGCUACCUCCAUGACGACUCGGAAGACGAUGAGAUUGCCGUCGCAUCCUCAACAAUCUCGGCCUCCGCCCCUCGUUAUGCCCCCAUCUCCUCUCGAGCCCAGAUGCAGGCGUCCGGUCUCUCUACGCCCCCCGGUCAUCGACGCAGACAUAGCCAAUAUCAACGGCGCGGCCGUCGCAAUUCUGGUGUCGACAUCAAGGCAAUCAACGCACGUCUGGAACGGUGGGCGGAUGAAAUUGCCUCCAAGUUCAAGAUCAACCGCGUCAAGGGCAAGACCUUCGAGGAAGAAAAGCUUGAGAUCUAUCAUUCGGUCUUCCAGGCUCCGCCCGGCGUUCGCGCCGUGACCGCGGAAGAUCUGGAGUCGGAUGAGUUUGAGGGCCAACAACGAAGGGCUCGGGCCGAGUUUGAGGAAAUCAUCGAGAGUGUCCGACUGGCAAUUGAGAUGGAUGUCCAUCCACGGAUGAUCGCUCAAGGUAGUUCGGGUAGUUAUUUCGCCCGCAACCCCGAAGGGAAAGUUGUUGGUGUGUUCAAACCAAAGGACGAGGAGCCUUAUGCCUCCCGAAACCCCAAAUGGACCAAGUGGGUUCAUCGCAACCUGUUCCCUUGUUUCUUUGGCCGAGCCUGCCUCAUUCCCAAUCUUUCGUACGUCUCCGAAGCCGCCGCUUACGUGCUCGAUGCCCGCCUUCGAACAAACAUGGUUCCCUAUACCGAUAUUGUCUACCUGUCCUCCAAAUCCUUCUUCUACGACUUUUGGGAACGGCGUAAGGCAUGGAAGGGGAAGAAAACGUUGCCUCCAAAGCCAGGUAGCUUCCAAGUAUUCUUGAAAGGAUACAAGGAUGCCAAUAUCUUCCUUCGCGAACAUCCGUGGCCCGACCAAACCAACACGGGUUUCCGUGCCCAAGAUGCGCCAAAGCGCAAGAAACGGCCAUGGAACGAGGCAUGCCGCCCGUCAGGCGCGCAAUCCGACGAUGAAGACGAGGACGAGAACGGCUACCUGCCAUCGCCAAACUCACGCGACGAGAGUCGCGAGCGGCGAUUCAACUGGACGGAAAACCUGAAGCAGUCAUUCCGGGAAGAGUUGGAAAAGCUGGUCAUUCUGGACUAUAUCAUGCGCAACACGGACCGUGGUUUGGAUAAUUGGAUGGUCAAGAUUGACUGGGGUACUGAACAGGUCUCGAUUGUGGCGGACCCUCCGAAGAGCACCGAGCCUACACCUAAACACGACGACGACGAACUUAUGCCACCGGCUCGCCCAGUCUCCGUGAACUCGAAUGGUUCACAUCCAUACAAACGCCAGGAAACGAUGAUGGCUGUGAGUCGCACGGGAACACCCCUGGCUUCGUCGGAGCAGCAAGCUUCCGUUCAAGUAGGCGCCAUUGAUAACAGUCUCUCGUGGCCAUGGAAGCACCCAGAUGCCUGGCGAAGCUUUCCAUUCGGAUGGCUCUUCCUGCCGGUCUCUUUGAUUGGCCAGCCUUUCUCACAAAAGACCCGUGACCAUUUCCUCCCCUUGUUGACAUCUACUGCCUGGUGGAGCGGAACCCAAAUGGCUCUGCGUCAGGUGUUCGCUCAAGACGACGAUUUUAAAGAAAGCAUGUUCGCGCGUCAAAUCGCAGUGAUGAAGGGCCAGGCCUGGAACGUUGUCGAGACCUUGAAGCAACCCGAUCACGGCCCGCUCGAGCUGACCCGAAGAACUCGGGUUUGCGUGUGGGAUGACUUGGUGGAUGUGCCCGUUGCCAUCCCAAUGCGAGCCCCUUCUAUGGACGCGCAGAGACACCAAGCCACGAAUUAUGACUAUAACGAAGAGGAAGAAAUGGACAUUGGCGCCGCCAUCUCUUCCAAUGCCGAAAACACUCAUGACCUUCUCGGUUUGGACUCCGCACCGACUGAUCUCCCCAACCCGAACCGCUUUGAACUUAACCGCGGUCAAUCGGACAGAGAGUCGAUUGGCAGCCCUGGGACCUUGAAUGACGGGGACUCUGCACGCCGGACCGGCGAUGGCGCUUACGCUAGAUCUUUGGACGGAUGGCCGUCGUUGCCUGCUCGACCUACCAAGCCCCGUAAACACGGUGGCUCCGUGUCUUUCCGUGUGCCUCAUGUCAAUACUUUUGGCAGCGAUGAUCUUGAAGGUGACCUUGGAUACGCUGCCGCCGAGGGCAUGGAAGGCAACCAGCGCAAAGUCAUUGUGGAGCGCCUAGAAGCCGUUAAGAGCAAGAACCCGGUCUUCACUUGGUGCUAAAAGCCUCCUUUCCUUUGCUUCCGGUUGUUCUGUUUUCUCCCACCAUUCUCCCUUACCUUCCUCCAUUUUCCAUGUUGUUGCAUUUUCACUCAACUAUUUAAUUCGCAAAUUCUUCGUUUAGCGUUCUUUUCUCGGUCUUCCCAAGGCAUCGGCUCCGGCAACAGUUCGUCUUUUCUUUUUCUUUUUUGUCUCGCCGGGGUCUGAUUGCAGGUGUAUCUUGAGAUAGAGACAUCUUGCCUUGAUAUGUGCUUCACAGAUAUUUUUUUUUCUUCGCGCGCCAUGCUCAUGAUUGGGAAAUUCGUGUUGUAUAUAGACCAUCUCUGGCUGUUCGGGUUGGGUUGUGGCGCAUUGACUGAGCGCCUCAUGUAGCAUAUAUGACGAGACUUAAUUCUAUGAUACCAUCGUCCGAUA
Molecule: messenger RNA, 2893 nt
Organism: Penicillium brasilianum
Lineage: Eukaryota; Fungi; Ascomycota; Eurotiomycetes; Eurotiales; Aspergillaceae
Source: the annotation of a GenBank genome assembly